Molecule: messenger RNA, 474 nt
Organism: Angiostrongylus costaricensis
Lineage: Eukaryota; Metazoa; Nematoda; Chromadorea; Rhabditida; Metastrongylidae
Source: the annotation of a GenBank genome assembly
AUGGGCUGUGAUGGUGCAAAACUUGGGCCCAAUUCUAAUAGCGAGCGCGCAUUCUCAGGUAUUGUUAUGCCCCCAAUCACGGUGAUCCUAGAUUUUGAUUGUGUAAUUGCCGGAGAGUUCUUCGUCUUUUUCGAUCCAAGUCCCUGUGCACGAAACGCCUCGUCAUCACCACGUCAGCGUCCGCAGGUGCUUGCUGUGCUUACAGAAGCACGAUGUCAACAGAAGAUUCGCUCACGUAAUCGAUCUGUCACACGAGAUCCGAUACGGCGUCAUACGUUGUCCGACGUGGAUGUGUUGAAGAAAUUUGCUCGCUGGUUUGGUAUUCGAAAGUCCAGUCCGGACGUGAGUGCUCAACAUUCUCUUGGGGAGGAGGAGAAUCUACUGCGUAAACCGCUACCAUGUUUCGAUCCGCCAGUGAUUGUCCGGACAUCGCCAAACGAGCUAACACCAGCCAGCGGCGACGAGCUGUUAUGA